This is a messenger RNA of Drosophila busckii, 6221 nucleotides long. RefSeq names its product E3 ubiquitin-protein ligase UBR1 (gene Ubr1). The record is from RefSeq and is a predicted model, not a curated record. Gene Ontology annotation, cellular component: ubiquitin ligase complex; cytoplasm. NCBI's taxonomy places the organism in Eukaryota, Metazoa, Arthropoda, Insecta, Diptera, Drosophilidae. The transcript is spliced from 9 exons. Bases 242 to 5869 code for a protein of 1875 amino acids. Gene Ontology annotation, biological process: protein ubiquitination; ubiquitin-dependent protein catabolic process via the N-end rule pathway. Gene Ontology annotation, molecular function: zinc ion binding; ubiquitin protein ligase activity.
CAUACACUCAACAUAUACACACAUACAUAUUAUAGAGAACACAUACAUAACACAAGGAGCAGCAGCAGCGCAGCACCCCAUAUAACCGUAACCCAGGCAAAGACAACGCGUGCCGUGGGAGUAGUUCGAAGUAUAUAGAAAGAGAACGUGUGUGGGAGUGAGUGUCACGCCAACGCCAACGCCAACCUACGCUCGCUCUCCCUUUUCGGUGGUAAAGUAGAGCAGGAACAAGAACUACAAUAUGGAUCGCUACGAUAUGGACAUUGUGGUUGUUGCUCCACCACCUGAACACGAUACCAGUUCACGCAUCAAGGAAUGGCGCCUUAAAUCCCAAUCAGGCACCCUCAAAGACAAGGAUUUCAUGGAAUUCUUCAAAACGGAAUCAACAAAAUAUUUUGAAUUCCAAAAUGAGAUGGAAACAGACGCAAAUGCGCCAUCUUUGAAAUGCGUUUUUAAGGAGUCGUUAGCCAAGGAGGAGAUAAUUGAUCCCAUCAUAGAGUUUAUGCUGGGCGAUAAGCCGGCCCAGGCGCUGGAGAAGCUACAGAAGGAGGGCAACACGGCCACGGUUUGCAACAAGGUCUUUAAGAAUGGCGAGCCCACCUACAGCUGCCGCGAAUGUGGCGUCGAUCCCACUUGCGUGCUCUGCGUGAAUUGCUUCAAGAGCUCGGCGCAUCGUUUCCACAAGUAUAAAAUGUCCAGCUCUGGCGGUGGCGGCUGCUGCGAUUGCGGCGACGAUGAGGCCUGGAAGCGUGAUCAGUAUUGUGAGCUGCAUCUGGCCAAUCGCAAGAAUCCGCUGGAGAGCAACAUCAUAACAAAGGCAGUGCUGGAACGCUGCGAGAUUUGCUUCAGUGCCAUCUUGGCGUUCUGCGUGAAAUUUCUGGAGAUCGAGCCGAAUGCCAGCAUGGAAUGCUUGGACGGCGAACUGGAUGGCGCAAACUUCUGCACAGUGUUGUAUAACGACGAGUCGCAUACGUUUGACCAGGUCAUACAUACGCUGACCAAGAUUGCCAAGUGCCGGCAGAAGGAUGCAAUGGAAAUAGUGGCGGCCAUCGAUCGCGAGGGCCGCGCCGUGGUCAAGUGCGAUACGUUCAAGGAGUGCAACGACCUAAAGGAGGCCAUAGAGAAUCAGAUGAUACCGCACAGUGGACUGCACACUGCGCGUCACAGUCAAUCGCUGCGCACCUCAGUGCUGAACAUCAACGCUGUGGCCUGUCAGCAGUUUGCGCUGCAGCUGCUCGGCUGGUUCCAGGAGUUCAUAGUGCGUCACUAUCUGUUCCGUCGCACCUUUGCCAUGUUGAUACAGCAGAAGAACGAACCGUUUUGCAUUCGCCACAUACUCGAGUACGAUGUGAAGCUGUGGAAGACGGCGCGCACCUGCUGGCAUCGCCUGCUCAUCUCUGGCAUGCUCAUGGAGUAUCAGAACAAGAUGGUGCUGGCGCAGGAAUUCUCGCGUCGCUACGCUACCAUUGUGGAGGAUUUCAUACGCGACGAUCACGACCAUUCGUUCUCCAUUGUCUCGUUGAGUGUGCAGCUGUUCACGGUGCCCAGCAUUGCGCAUCAUCUGAUUGCCGAGGAGGGCAUCUUCGAUAAGCUGCUGCACACAUUCUAUCAUGUGGCCAUUGAGGAGUUUAUACGCAAUCGCACCUUGCACUUCAGCAAGGACAUGGCCAGCAUGGCGUUCUUCAAACGCGCCAACUACAUUCUGUACGAUCUGCGCUACUUGCUGAGCUUCAAGCCCGAGUCAUUUAGCGAGGAGCUGCGCACUGGAUUUCUGGAUGGCUGCAAGGCUUUGAUACGCGUUUUGAAUGUGAUGCAGGGCAUGGAGCCCAUCACACGCCAGAUGGGUCAGCAUAUGGACUACGAACCGGAGUGGGAAUGCGCAUUCAAUUUGCAUAUUAAACUCGCCUCGACCAUAUCGCAGGUCAUCGAAUGGGCGUCCAGCGAUGCGGAGCUGCUGCGCAAGCUCUACAAGAUGACGGUGCGCGCACUGGUGAGCAACAGCUUCAUUGUGGGACAGGCCAAGCUGGAGUCGAAGCGCUGUGGCCACAACAUGGCCGAUUGUUUGAUCUAUGAUGUCUCCACUCAGCCUGUGUCCAUUCACUUGCCGCUGUCGCGUUUCUAUGCGGGCAUCUAUCUGCAUUUGGGUGCGCAUGGCAUGAGCUACGACAGUCUGCUGGCGGAGACCGAGGCGCUCAAUCUGCGACUCAAUCCUAGAGAGAUUAUUCAGCCAGUGCUUUGCACUCAGGCGAUGAUUGCUCAGGUGGCCGCCGGCAUGUGGCGUCGCAAUGGUUACUCGCUACUGCAUCAGCUCUACUUCUAUCGCAAUGUGCGCUGCCGCGUCGAGAUGCUGGAUCGCGAUAUAGUUUGCCUGCAGACGGGCGCCUCCCUGAUGGAGAGCAACGAGUUCUUGAUACAGAUGAUAAACAUGUUUAAUCUGCUGGGCUGGGUGGAUCCUAGUCUGGAGCCUGGCAUCUCGCAGACGCAGUCGGAUGAUGAGCAUGUGCGUCAGGUGGCCAUGGCCGAUGAGUUUCUGGAGCUGCUUAUUGUCAUCAUAGGCGAGCGCUGGAUGCCAGGAGUUUCGCGUGUCACCGAACAGGAUCGUCUGCGCAAGGAGAUAAUUCAGCUGCUCUGCAUCAAGUCCUAUUCACACUCGGAGCUGUCCCGUGCUCUGCCCGAUGGCAAUGCAGGCAACAGCGAUAAUAUCAUCGAGGAUGUCAUCAGCUCAGUGGCGGUCUUCAAGAAACCCGUCGGCGUCGAUAGCAAGGGUGUCUACGAGCUAAAGGAGCAGCCGCAUGAGGAGUUCAACGUCUACUUCUAUCACUACACCAAGGAGGAGAAAUCCAAGGCCGAGGAGCUGCAGCGUGAGCGUCGCAAGGCAAAGAAGGAGCUCGUCUGCUGCCCCCCGCCCAUGUUGCCACAACUGACACCGGCGUUUACUUCCAUGGCCAACAUAUUGCAGUGCGAUCUCUUCUUUAUGAUUGUCGAGCAGGUUAUCGAUUCUACGCUCAGCGGCUUUGGGCGUCGCAUUACCGAAAGUCAUUUGCAAAAGGUGCUGCAUUUGCUCGGCUUUGCCAUACAGGAGGAGCUUAGCGAUCACUAUCCUUUCUUGAGCUUCUACAAGAGCUCGCAGUCCAUACGGCUGCAGGAGAAGCUAGAGAAGCUAGCGAGAUGUCCACGCCUGGAGGCGCAUCGUGACUUUGUGCUGUGGACGCUGCAGCGUUACAAGCAGCUGCAGGCCAGACAGGCGCCCAGCACCUCGUUGUAUGGCACUGGAGGUGGUGCGUCCACUUCGGCGGCCGCUUUGAGCGGCGCAGCGCACUCCUCACAUGGCGACGCACCGCCGCUGAGCUCGGAGCAGCAGCAGCUGCGCGAGAAGGAGGCACGCUCCAGGCUGGCGGCCGAAAGUCGCGCCAAGAUUAUGGCACAAAUGCAAAAUGCACAACAGAGUUUCAUAAAAUCCAAUGCGGAAAUGUUUGCCAGCGAGCUGCGCGCCACCGAUGACGGUGGCUCAAUGGAUUGGGAGGAUAUAUCCUCAACGGAUGAGUUCUUCACCGAGGGCGAUGAGGAGGAGGGCGCUGUGGGCCUAAGCACAGGCGUAGCCUGUCUUGGCGCCAGACGCAACUUCUGCUCGCCCACAGCGAAUCACUUCAAGUGCAUACUCUGCUUCGAGGAUUGCAGCAUCAGCAGCUCGGGACCGCCGCUGGUGAGCUCGGCGUUUCUGCAGACCUCGCAUGUCAUCUACACGGCGCCCAGUGUCGAGGGUCCGGCCACGGCAUUGCAUGUCAGCUGCUGCGGCCAUGUCAUGCACUACAAUUGCUGGAAGGAGUACUACAGCAGUGAGGAAACCAAAGAGAUGCGUCGUCCGCAGCGCAAUCGCGUGCCACUGAACCAGCCACAGAAUGUUGAGUUCCAUUGUCCCUAUUGCCGCACGCUGAGCAACACUGUGCUGCCCGUAAGUGAGGCGCUGCCCAAGAUGCUGCCACCAGCAGCAGCAGCAGCAGCAGCUGGAGCCGGCGCAGCCACUUGGAUGCCACUGGAUUGCUUUGUCGAACUAAUGCGCACGCUCAGCGUCGAGCUGAAGCGCUCCAAGCCCAACGAUGCGGACUUUCCCAACUCGCAGAGCAUUCUACGCAAAUCCGACAUAGUCAGCGAUGUGGCGCAGCUCGAGCGCAGCGCACAGAUCACCGAGCAGCCGCCGCUGCAUGCCAACUGGCUGGAAGUGAUGAACUCUUUCCACAAGGCGCUGCGCACCGCCAUGCAGACGCAGCUGCUGCAGCCGGCAGCCAACGAUGAGGAUAUGGACACUGUCAGCCUCGCCUGGAUUACCUGCAGCUACACCGUGCAGGCCCUGGAGGUUUAUUUGUAUGCCACACAGAAGCCGCUGCGCGCGGAGCUGCCCAUGCGUCAUCAGAGCUGCAUGAGCAAUCUGGUGCGCGCCUGUUCGCUCUACUCCGCCUCCUUGCUGAGCAAGGAGCAGCAGCAGCAGCAGCGCAGCAGCAGCACUGGCCCCAGCAGCAGCAGCGAGUCGACGGCCAAGCUCAUUGACACUUUGCUGCCCAGUCAAUGCGAACAGGUGGCCAAGCUGCUCGACAGUCUCUUCAAUCAAAAGGGAUGCAGCGUGCUCGAGUGGGAUUGCUUCCGCAUGCUGGUCAAGCUCACCUUCAUGAUGCCCAAUCUGCUGGUCUAUGCGGACAAGAAAGCGAUAAUUCCCAGCGGCAGCAUGUUCGACUUUUAUAUACUGCAGAGCUGCUUUCUGGCCAAUCUGACAAAGGCGCUGGUGCUGUUCAACUAUGAGCGGGAGCACGCCAAGCAGCUGAAGCGACCUGCGACGACGGAGAGCGAGGAGCGCGCCAUGGCCAUGCACGAGUAUGUGGAGGGGCUGCCGGAGAAGAUCAAGCACAACAUGGUGGCUUUCUAUCAGAACAACAACUUUGCCAGGAUUACCAGUCUCUAUGAGCAGGGUGCAGUGCAGCAAAUGGACGUCAGCACGACGGGCGGCGAUGAUGUUGCUGCUGCUGCUGCUGCUGCGGCUGCGGGCUGCGAUGAGCACGAGCUGCUGGUCGCCAUGCUCAUGUAUGUGCAACGUGAGAUGAGCUCGUUUUUGCGCUGCGCCUGUCUCUUCUAUCGCUGCAUGACCGAUGUGGAAUUUCCGGACUCGUUUCCGCUGGAGCAGCACGACCGCUUCGAGCUGAUGUGCCACUAUCUGGGGCUGGAGUCGCAGCUGGGCGUUUACUUUGACAUGGAGUCGGUGUAUGCGACAAUGAUGCAAAGCUUUGCCGCACAUGCCAAGGAGCGCUGGGAGUCGUUGAAUUUGAGCCUGGAGAAGCCAACGCAGCGCAUCAGCUCUCAGCUACCUAGUCCCCCUCCCAGGGUAAUUGUGCCCUGCCAGCGUGCCGUGCCAAAGCUGGUGAAGCUCUUUGAUGACUACAGCGAUCUCAUAAAUAGCGUGUCCGACAUCUUUUGCCCCAACAAUGAGCGUGAGGAAAUGAAGACGCCCACCAUGUGCCUCAUUUGCGGCACCAUACUCUGUGGCCAGUCGUAUUGUUGCCAGCCCGAGCUGGGCAAGAUCCAGGUGGGCGCCUGCACUCAUCACGCUCAUUAUUGUGGCGCGGAGGUUGGCAUCUUUCUACGCAUACGCGACUGUCAGGUAGUCUACUUGGGACGCGGCAAGGGCUGCUUUGUCCAGCCGCCGUACUUGGAUGAGUACGGCGAGACGGAUCAGGGCCUGCGGCGCGGCAAUCCCUUGAGACUCUGCAAAGCCGCCUAUGAUCGCAUCUAUCUGCAGUGGCUGGGUCACAAUUUGCACGAAGAGAUCGCGCGCUUGAAUGAGAACGCGAAUGUGGCGGUAACGCAGUGGCAUCACAUGUAGUCUCCAACCCCAACACUCCGCAUCUCAAUUCCGUUGACAUUGGUCUUGCAAAUGCGGUUGGCACGGCAGUGAGAGAAGUGAGAUGUGAUUGAUUAACUUAAAAACUAAACUUAGGAGUGCAUAUUAAAUACUAUAAGCAUUUUAUUCACACAUACACCCAAACACACACACACACACACAUACACACGAACAAUUACACAUACUACUCCCCAGUCUGUGUCUGUGUGCGCCUCAAGAAACCCCCGAAACACCCGAAUCCGAACACUGCGCUGGCAGCUCUUUCUCUCUCUCUCUCUCUCUCUCUCUGCUUAUUUGUGUUUAAUUUUUGCGGCAAAUUAAAUUGUUGUUAUUU